AUUGGAUACACCAGGUAAGAAGAUCAUUGCAUAAAAUCUAGAUUCAGAACUAAUACUUGAUAACUAGUUUUGAUAGUCGUCCAUCGGGUAACUUUUCUACUAAAUUCAGCAAAAAAUCCAUAUAUUUUUUUUUUUUGAAAAACAAAUCCAUAUGGUUGACCCCUUAAAAUCAUAAGAAAUCGAAUUAUCCGUUUUCUCGAUAUAUAAGAACAAUACGUUACAUAUACUCAUCAUCUUAAACCCACUAAAAAAAAAGCUGCAUAACACAUGAGAAAAUGAGUAUCACCCUAUUUCUCGGCGUAUCCACCGCCCUCGUCAUUCUCUACUCGGUCCAAGCCACAGUAAUAAGCGACCAAAAUAAAUCGAUGAUGCAAUGCGUAACAAAACUAUUGCCAUGUCGUCUGUACGUUAACUCCGGGGUUCCUCCACCGAUGUGGUGUUGCAAUCCAUUGAAAGAUAUCGUGGAGAACGACGUGACAUGUCUAUGCGAAGCCUUCAAACAUCCAGACAUGAUGGCACUCAUUCAUCUCGACCAAGAGGGUGCUCUUAAUCUCAUUAGUUCAUGUGGAGCUAGUUAUGAUGCGUCACGUUGUAACGCUGAUUCUCCCUCUGCUGCGUCGACCGCGGGAUCUACCACCAGCGGGAGCUCUUCAGCCAGGACCUCCAAAAUUGCAGCGCUAGCUAUCAGUUUGUUGGACUUUGAUGCUUCUUCAGACCAGAAAUGA
Molecule: messenger RNA, 725 nt
Organism: Eruca vesicaria subsp. sativa (arugula)
Lineage: Eukaryota; Viridiplantae; Streptophyta; Magnoliopsida; Brassicales; Brassicaceae
Source: the annotation of a GenBank genome assembly